AUGUGCAGGGAAUUGGAUGGGCGAAAUUAUGUGACCUCCAUCAUUGGCACUCGUAUUCGAUCCAUUCUGGAAUCCGUCAGCAACCCUCAAAUGGUUGUCAUUCAUGCGUUGUGGUACAUCUCUAAGAUUACCACGGCAGAAAUAGGCCAAGGGAAUGAUUUCCUAGGAGUCUCGAUCUUCAACCACCUCCACUGUUGUGGCGCGGCCACUUUCGACGAACUUCUCUUCUCCGCUUUCGUUGUCGUUGCAAGGUUGGCCGACAAACUGGUCAACGACUCUUGCCUCCCGAGUAAGACAUGGGUCAAGACAACCGCAAUUCCUUCCUGCACCCUCACUAAUGUUGAAAAGACCGCGCUGGCGUCCCUCGGCUAUCUCGGGUACAUCCCCAGUUCUUCAUUGCAUAGCUGGGUGCUUGGGCUUCGUAUCUCCUCUAGCCAAUUCUCUAGCGACAAAAGUGUCGUCAUAUUUCGCGUUCUUGAUGAUGUGCUCGCUGUCAAUGAAGCUACAGAUGUCAAUACGACUUUUAUCCGAUACCGCGGUCGGAAGAAGAAAAUUGCUGCAGCGCCCCGCCAGGACCCUCUGAUGAUCCAUGCACCCACUCCGGUCAAGCCCUUGACCUGUCUCCCGGACCCCAGUGACUGGUGUCCUGAGGCAGACCCCAUCGUCAAUAAGAACCCUCGUACGAUGGGCAUUGCCCCGGGCAGUCACAAUUUUGCACCUGAAUCGAGGCAGCCUACGACAGCGUUGGAUUUACUGGAAUUCAUUACCCAAGGGACCUGGGGUGCCGCAGUUGGGGGUCCUUUGAGCACCAUUGGUGCGCAUUUGGCCCAUUCUGUAGGUCGUUAUGGCCCUUGUCAGACCACUCUUGGGUGA
Molecule: messenger RNA, 873 nt
Organism: Suillus subalutaceus
Lineage: Eukaryota; Fungi; Basidiomycota; Agaricomycetes; Boletales; Suillaceae
Exons: 2
Coding region: 1-873 (290 amino acids)
Source: RefSeq, a predicted model, not a curated record